Molecule: messenger RNA, 1122 nt
Organism: Fonsecaea nubica
Lineage: Eukaryota; Fungi; Ascomycota; Eurotiomycetes; Chaetothyriales; Herpotrichiellaceae
Exons: 1
Coding region: 1-1122 (373 amino acids)
Source: RefSeq, a predicted model, not a curated record
AUGCCGUCCAAAGUUGUUCUUCUCUCUGCCAUUGUGGCCUGUGGCUCCGCAGCAUUGCUUUCCGACCAGAGGAACCAGCCUGUCGACAACGCCGUGAAGGUGAUUCUUGGGGUUCCAGAGUCCAGCAGCCAGAUUCGAAGCCCUCUUCCCAUGCAAAACAUCCUAGCCUUUCCAAACCUGCCCGCUGAGCUCCGGAAGAGGGCAACAAAUACGGACAAAGGGUGCUUCACCGUCAUGGGUGACACUUGCGAAGACCCAUUCGGCUUCUUUGCCUGCGCUGCGGAUGCAAAUUCUGGGGAGUGUAUCCUUAGCGCACGGUGCACGAUCAACUUUGAAGAUUGCCUGUCUGAGGAAGCCUCACUGCAGUCUCGCCAGGAUGGUGGCGGUUCACCCUUUGAUCCCGAGCUCAAUCUCCGAUCUUCAGACGAGACCGAUUCUUCCGUUAAACCUGAGCCGGUAGAGCGUGGCGAGAUCCGCUCAAAUGCUGUUGAUAAAAAUCAUCUCGAGGCUCGAGAAGACGUAAGGAUUAGCGACGAGAUCCAGGCUGCAGUGCCAGCUGAAGUCAAGGACGCUAUGCUCAACGAUGCCAAUGCUGCCGAGUCGCUAGCCAAUGAAUUCACUGGCGGGUCUGUGCCGCAGUGGUUCGCCCGACUCCCUGCCAGCGUCACCAAUUACUAUGUAACAAUUACGCCUCCGCCCACCAUGAUCGCCUAUGCUCUGCGGGACGCAACAAUUGAUCCAGAAAGACAAAGAGUUGAGAACUGGAUAGCAUCUAUCCAGAGUUACAAGGAACUCAUCGCUUCAGUCUCUCGGGCGGCUUCGUCAGAAUCAGACUCGGCUAGAAGAUUGUCAAAGGCAGCGUCGGAAAAGUCCAAGUGGGCAAGCGAAGAGAGGGAUGGGCUGUUGCAAACCAGCGCGUGGGAGCAAUCAAGGCUGGCUUUGUCAAUGUCGAGUCAUGCUGCGGUUGAAUCCAGCUAUGCCGCCUCGGCUUCUCGCACUGUUUACGAUAGAAAGGCCGAAGAUGGAGAAGGGAACGGUGCAUACAUCGGGGACGCGAGACUGGCACUAGGAUCGAGCAUCGUUGGGGCAGUGGUGUGCCUUGGUUUGGCGUUUGGGCUGUAG